Molecule: messenger RNA, 6433 nt
Organism: Dicentrarchus labrax (European seabass)
Lineage: Eukaryota; Metazoa; Chordata; Actinopteri; Moronidae
Gene: svilc
Product: supervillin c
Exons: 34
Coding region: 340-5364 (1674 amino acids)
Biological process (GO): cytoskeleton organization; actin polymerization or depolymerization; actin filament severing
Cellular component (GO): actin cytoskeleton; cytoplasm
Molecular function (GO): phosphatidylinositol-4,5-bisphosphate binding; actin filament binding
Source: RefSeq, a predicted model, not a curated record
UGUGACUACAUUUGGAGCGACAGUCCGUGUAGUGAAGGGCCAGUGGGGAGGGACCGCCGGUCUGAGGAAGGGCAGCGGUACCACUCAGGCCCACUUCACACCGCCGCACUGCAUGAGCAAUGUCUCACCCACCAAGGAACAGAUUGUUCUGCAUCCCCUGAUUGUCGGACUCUCAGCAAAGAAAGUCUUUAGGUCCAAUGGAAUCUGAAUUUUACUGGAGUAAAGUCUGGCUCCUGAGUUUUGCCUUAGCCUAAAAGUGGAGAGAGAACAACCCGUCUGCUUUCUCUUCCUAAAUGCUUAUUUGAAGAGCAGAGAAUCGACUGAAUCCUUUGGAAGGACAUGGACGCCAUAGAGAACCCCGUCCUGGAGCCCAGAUCGGAGCGGAUCGCUCGUUAUAAAGCUGAGAGGAGGCGAGAACUGGCCGAACGCUAUGGCAACAUGGAGGAGCUCCCUACCAAGUGGGUGAGGAGGGAUGGGAGAGAGGUGCAGGACCCAGCGACCCAAGCCCACAGAGGGACACUGAACUCAGAUGACCUCAGUGAACGAGUUAACGGCAGGACGCGAGGGGUCACAAAUGGAUUAGAGGCUGACGCUCCUCAAGAGUCCAACCACUCGGGAAGGCAGGGUUCCCAGGACUCUGCCAGCAUGCUGAGUGGGGAGGGGUACCUCGUCCCUCUUGGACUCGAUGCCCCACAGCUCCACACUCGGGUGUCGGUGGGCAAGUUGAGAAGUGCCCUUCUGCAGCAGACGGGGAGCGGAGCGCGGCCCCAGAAAGUUUGCCCUACGUCCUCUCUGGAUCUGGCUGUGAAGCCAGGCUCUGAGGGGGGUCGGCGACGCACCCGGCGUUACCUCCCCGGCGGGUCAGGUGGCGGUCGCAAGACCAGUGAACGCUUCAGGACACAGCCGAUCACAGCCAAUGAGAUGGAGGAGAGCAGCGGGCUGUUGGAUGCAGAGGAAGAGGAGAACUGUAAAGCUGACGUAAAAACAGACGACAGAGCCAAGAUGAGCGUGGCAGCCAAGAUGUCUUUGUUUAAAGAGCUGGAGAAGUCCUCUGCCCCCGAGGCCUCUGCCUUCCUGAAGCCUCGCUCAGGCAGCGUCUGCCAUGAGCGCAGGGUCCGCCGUGGCAACGACCAUCGCUUUCUGACUCAGCCAAUCACCUGUGAGGAAAUCGUAGCAAUCAGCGCCCCCAAACCAGCACCACCAGUGGAGUCCCAGUCUGUGCAGGAUGAGUCAGUGGAGGAUGGCGAUGAGAGCUGCAAGCUGAGCAUGAGCGAGAAGCUGGCCCUCUUCAACAAACUGUCCCUGCCGGGGAGGGAGGCGGGCGGCCCUGCCGAGGGGCCCCCGGAGAGGCGAAGGCAGAAGGGGGCCCGGUACCGCACGCAGCCCAUCACUGUGGAGGAGGUCAGCCUGCUCCAGAAAGGCCCCGUACAGCUUCCUGCCUUCUGUUUGUCCCCUCAUCUGUCCGACAGACAGCAGGCCUCGUCUGUCAACCUAAAACCCAGUGAGAUACGCCUUUCGCAGCCAAGACCAGACACCGGUCCCGUACCUGAGGAGCCCAGCGGCCCUACCCAGCAGGGCCUGCGGCGCCACGACUCCGAGCCAGGUCUGAGAGGAAUCCUGAAGAAGAGCAGCUCUGGAGGUCCAGAGUGGAGCAGGACGGACGGCGGUCAGACGGAUGCACCGUUCAGCCAUGAACAGAAUGGCGCCGCUUGUGAGGAAGCAGGAAUACAAGAGAGGACGGAGAGCACAGAGCGGCAGGAUAUUCCUGUACCACCCCGGAGAGCGAGACGCCAGGCUUUGGGUGUGGAGGGAGGCUCGCUGACUGCCGCCCCCUGGAGGCAGAGGGCUCGAACCAGGAGGGAAACCAUUGCCUGCACGCCAAUAAGAGCCUCGUCAGAGCAGGGCGCUCCUCUGGAGGAGAAUAACAGCUGGACUCAGCCACAGGAACAGCUGGUUACCUCUGUGGAGCACAGCUUAGAUACUGCCGGGAGAGUUCAGCAACAGGACGAGAAGGAGAGCGGUAGGAAGACGAAUGAAGAAACCGCAGUCGUGGGACACGUUCAGGUCACACUGAUAGACGACACCGUUACACUGCAGGAGACGACCAACACCAGCAGAAGUAAGGAAGAAAACCUUCAUGUGGAGAGUGUCGGCCCGCAGUGCUGGCCUCUUCUGAUUCCCCCUCUCUCCCAGGAACCCGUCUUUGCCUCUGUCUUUUCUAGCAGCACGCCCCAAUAUAUCAUGUGUUUCAACCAGACGAGUCUGUCCUUCGAGGCACAAGAAGUCUCCUCUCCUACCAAGAACCCGAUUCAGCCUCAGUGGAGACAGAAGACGAAAGGAGACGAAGAGAAGCUUCCGACCGAUGAAGCCGAGGACAUUAACACACAGCAGGAGAGGAAGGAGCAAGAGCACAGACAAAUGGCCAAGAGAGGUCUUGGAUCUCCAGAUUCAGACAGAAAUGACGUCUCUCAUAACAAGAGACACUCCACUGAAGCUUCAACAUGUGCAAACGAAGAACUCUCUGUGCAGUCUGUGGUGCAGUUUAAAGCAGCUCCACAGAGCCCCCCGCUCUCUGUGGCUCCACACGAGGUGAAGGAGGAGACACCUGUGGAUGAAUCAAACACGUUUGAUGGAGGUUUCUACAGAGAUCAGUCACCUCCCUCCGCCUGCGGCCCCCCACCCUGCGGGGACGUGGCUACCGCUGAGAGUGAGCAGGACCUGGGUGUCCUCUGCCAGACCAACACACCCAUGCUGACCUCAGCAGUAGCAGAGCACAGGCGGUCGGUGCGUCCGUCCCGUCGGACUCAGGGCUCCAGAAACCCUCUGAGGGCUCUCGCUGCCAGGGAGGACAUCAGGCAGGACUACAUGGGCGAGACAGUCAACUCAGCUUCAGAGGAGAGGAUCCAAGCAGAGAAGAAGUCCAAGAACUCCUCCGCUGCAGAUUCACACCUGGCCAGAUCAGAAGACGUCAUCUCGUCCUCAGACGCUGCGACUACCAAAUCUUAUCCUCCCUUCAGCAGCCUGAUGCUCAUGCACAUCAAAGGUAGGCGGCAUGUCCAGGUGCGUCUGGUGGAGCCCUCAGUGCGGUCGCUAAACAGCGGAGACUGCUUUUUGCUGGUCACUCCGCAGCAUUGCAUCCUGUGGAGCGGAGAGUUCGCCAAUGAACCAGAGAAAGCCAAGGCCUCUGAGCUGGCAUCAUCCAUCCAGAGUCAGAGGGACCUCGGCUGUGGGGCCUCCCAGAUCGUCCACCUGGAGGAGGGGUUGAACUGUGAGAGCGGCCUGGCUGCAGACUUCUGGAGCCUUCUAGGAGGAAGGACACAAUACAGAGGAGCCAGUGCCGAAGAGGAGGAUGAGCUGUAUGAGCGAGGAGUGGUGGAGUCCAACUGUGUGUACAGGCUGGUGGACAACAGACUGGUGCCUCAUGAGCAGGCCUGGGCCUCCAUUCCUAGUGUCUCCCUGCUGGGCUCCACUGAGGCGCUGGUGUUUGACUUCGGUAGUGAGGUGUACCUGUGGCAUGGACAGGAUGUUUCACUCAACAGGAGGACUGUUGCUCUCCAGCUGACUCACCAAGUGUGGGUUGGAGCGUAUGACUACAGCAACUGUCGAGUCAAUCCACUGGAUCCCACACAGUGUAACCCCAGCACACCGCUGAGGGGAGAGGGGCGUCCCAGCUGGGCGCUGUUCGGCUGCGUCUCAGAGCACAACGAGACGGCUCUGUUCAGAGAGAAGUUCCUGGACUGGACGGGCAGGAGUGGAGGCAGAGAGGAAGCUGCUCCGGUGAACAAGGAGACACAGCCCGUCCCAGUUCAGUCUCCCCAGCCCGCGUCCCCGUCUCCAGGCCUCCUGAAUGCCUGUGACGCCAAAGCUCUGGUGUCGGGUCAAUCGCAGGAAGGGGACGGAUUAGUCCACAACGUGUUGGCCGGGGUUGACGUCCAGAGGGGCCACGGAGUCAUCGCGCUGGAGGAAGGACGUCAGAUGGAGCUGAAAACAGUCGCCGUGGACACGUGGCACGUCCAGGAGUUUGAUGACAGUGAAAUUCCCGUGGAGAGCACUGGACAGCUUCACGAAGGAGACUCCUACGUCAUCCGCUGGACGUACAGCAUCAACAGCGUUGAUGACAGAAACGGUUCUGAUGAGUGUAGCAGAGGUAAAAAAGAAAGCACCGCCUUGUUCCUGUGGCGGGGCUGUCACUCCAGCGUCAGUGGGCGGGACACUGCUGCUUUCCUGUCUAUUGGGAUGAACAACCACGAAGAGUCACAGGUGGUGGUACCUCAGGGAAAGGAACCUCCCUGUUUCCUGCAGCUGUUCCAGGGAGGCCUCGUCAUUCACAGGGGCAAGCGAGAGGAGGCCCCCACAAAUGCAGCAGAGUGGCGUUUGUUCUGUGUGCAAGGAGCGCUCCCAGAGGAGGCCUCGCUGCUGGAGGUGGAUUGCUGCUCUGCAGGUCUGAGGUCCAGGGCCUCUGUUGUCCUCCUUAACAGCCAGCAGGGGGUGCUGUAUCUCUGGACCGGCUGUAAAGCUCAUGCCAGCUGCAGAGAGGUCAGCAAGAGGGCAGUGGAGCGUCUCACUCAGAUGUGUCCACCAGAGUUGGGUCUCAGCCAAAGGAGCCCCGUGCAGGUGCAGGUGGUGGAGGAAGGUUCAGAGCCUGCAGACUUCUGGGCAGCACUGGGACAGAUGGACAGGAAGGCCUACGACUGCAUGCUGCAAGAUCCAGGAAAGUACAACUUCACACCUCGCCUCUUCCACCUGAGUGCCUCCUCGGGGAGCUUCCAGGCCGAAGAGCUGCAGAGUCCAGCACGCCUGCCGGGGCUUGUGAUGGCGAUGCCCUUCGUCCAGGAGAGUCUGUACUCCGUACCGCAGCCGGCCUUGUUCCUGCUCGACAACCGUCUGGAGGUCUACCUGUGGCAGAGGGGUCAGCCCGAGCAGACCGAGAGCUCGGCUUCGACCUGGAGCCGCUGGCACAGCGAGAGGAGGUGUGCCAUGCAGACGGCACUGCAGUACUGCAAAGAGAUGAACCCAAGACGCCCACCGCAGGCCUACCUCAUCUUUGAGGGGGCAGAACCUCUCACCUUCACUAAUGUGUUCCCCCGCUGGGAGAGGAGCCUGGGGCCCCACACACAGGGCGACGCAGGGCGGGUGAAGCUGACCUUGGUGCAGGACGCCCUGGCCCAGCUCAUGAAGACCCAGUACCCUCUGGAGGAGCUGCUGCGGAGCCCCUUGCCUGAAGGGGUGGACCCCCAUCGCCUGGAGGUCUACCUGUCUGAUCAAGACUUCCAGACUAUUUUGGAAAUGAAGAGAGAUGAAUACGCCUCCCUCCCGAGCUGGAAGCAAAUUGAUCUGAAGAAAAGCAAAGGGCUGCUUUGCUAGACGGCGAGAACAAGCGGAGGCAGACUGACGCUCCUGCAGCAGGGACUUCCUCCUCCACCGAGAAGGGAAGACGGCAGGGGGGAUAUUUGCACCAUGUUGCUGCACAAAGGACUGCUCACAACGUAAUAAAAAGAGUAAAGGAAUUCACUUUUAUUUAUGUCAAAUUAGUAUGAGUGUGUGGACUUUUUAUCAGACAUGGAUUUCUCCGUAGCUAUUGUUCAAAAACAGCAAAAACAAAACACAUUUUCCUAUGAAACUUCAUUUUAUCUGUACAAAUCAAUGAAAGAUAAAAAAAAAAAAAAGGUGUGUGGCAGUAAGGGAAGGACAUCAGUAACAAGGACGGGAAAACAAAAAGGAGUGCUUACAAAAAAAAAAAGAUCAAUGCUAAUAAACGAUGUGAACGAAAAAAGAAUAAAAGGCUAACCACUUUCUAAAUGUUUCCUCCUCCAUCGAUCAGAACACCUCUGCAUGCUCAGAGCUGCAGUUUUUUGCUUUAAGUUCAGUUUACACAUUUAAAAAAACAGCUUCUCACUGAAAUCUGUGUGUGUUUGACUCCACAGUCUAUGAUAUGUCCUACGAUGUGCGGAUGUGUUCAUUUGUCUGCCAGCCUUGUGUGUACAAAGGUUUCGUGCCAUGUGUAUUGAAGCCUAAGCCCUUGUGUUCACUGUGGCUGUGGGUAAUGCCUUAUUAGGACUCCUUAGGGAUUCACUAUUAGCCAUGCAUGGAAGAGCAGGUAGAUAUGCUCCAAUAACGUCCCUCUGGCCCAAAACAACACGUUAAAUCUGCUUCACCUCAAUCAACACACUGUUCAAAACAUCCCCACAACACGACAACACAUACAGACAGACUGUAUCGUUCAAUAGUGUGUGAAAGCUCAAUAUUUCUAACAGGAAAAAACAAUCAAAGGAUAAUAGGGAUGCACUCAAACUGUCUUGGUCUACUUUGAUAUUUGUGUAAUAUCCUUAUUUUUGCCCACAUGUAGAUAGAAACAGCUAGUACAGUUGAAUCUGAGCGCAAAUUAUAGCUUUUUUAAACACUGUGUUGUCAGAAUUAAAGAUCUGUUUCUUGA